AUGGCCCAUCCAUGUACACGACGCACAACUCCACCCACUACAACUCCGACUGACGAUGCUCCCCUUCCGCCGCCACAAUCUGUUGGAAAUGGUGAUCAUGUACAGUGUGACUCCAAGAUUUCGAUUGGGGCAAAGAACAAAUUUCCUUUUCUUGAUGGUUCUCUUCCUCAAUCAGAUACACAAAAUCCCCUCUUCUAUUCUCAACAUCCUUGUAAUCAAAUGGUCAUGUCUUGGAUCCUCCAUUCAAUUUUCCAAGAGAUUAAAAGUAGCAUCAUGUUCUUCGACAUUGCUACUGCCAUGUGGUCAGAAUUGAACAAUCGCUUUGAUCAAGGAAAUGGUCCAAGAAUCUUUGAACUUAGGGAAACUCUCAUAGCUCUACAUCAAGGAGAUAACUCUGUCACUUGCUAUUUUGCCAAUCUCAAAUCCAUCUGGGAUGAAAUGCAAAAAGUCAAACCUCGCACUCCCUAUACAUGUGAUGCAUCAAUGAUCUUGCCAAUUGAUCCAUUUCCAUCUUUGUCGAAAGUCUUUUCCAUGAUUAUACAAGAAGAAUGCCAAAGGAAACUUGGCUCUUCUCAUCAUUCUAGUUUUGUGGCUGCUACUACUUCUGUUGACAGUCCUAACUCUCAGACAAAGAAGAUGUGUCCCACUCGCUCUCACUGUCAAAAACAAGGGCAUCUCAAAGACAAGUGUUAUUUCUUACAUGGCUUUCCCCCUGGUUAUGGAAGUCGUAAAACCACCAAUUAUAACACCACUAACACUUGGAAAAACCUGCAUAAUCAUCCUCUGUUGUCAAGCCUCAAUCUCUUCAAGCUUCAGGCACUUCCAAUGAUACUACAAGUGUAA
Messenger RNA from Humulus lupulus (European hop), 843 nucleotides. RefSeq lists its product as uncharacterized. The transcript has 3 exons. The coding region runs from base 1 to 843 and encodes 280 amino acids. The record is from RefSeq and is a predicted model, not a curated record. Lineage: Eukaryota; Viridiplantae; Streptophyta; Magnoliopsida; Rosales; Cannabaceae.